UGUUAUCGCUAGUCUUUCUAAUCUGUCGUGAUGGCUGUCAACGACCAUGGGCAAGAUUAUUGACAAAAUUUAAAAUAUUUCUUUCACUUUUCUUUUGAUUAUUUUUUAUCUAGAUACAAUUUCAAAUUGUGUUGGUAUAUAUUUUUUAUAUUACAUAAAUAAUGUCAUCAUCAGAACACUUGUUCCGAGUGCGACGGUUGUACAAGUUGAUAUUCCGUGUUCACCGUGCACUGCCUCCUGAACUGAGGAUCUUAGGAGAUAAUUAUGCCAGGGAUGAGUUCAAACGACAUAAAGACUGCAACCCGGAGGAGGCUCGAAUAUUCCUAAGUGAAUGGACGGAUUAUGCAAUAAAUCUGGCAAAACAAAUGAAACCUCUUCAACAAGCUAAACGGAAAACGGUGGGCAAAUAUUUGGACCCUCAAAUGUUAGAUUACAUGACUGACGAACAGCUGGUACAAUUGUAUGAAUUGCAUAAAGCUGCAUCAGAACCUAGCGAUGAGUCUGGCGACGUGCUAAAUGUUGAAGAGAAAGAACAUAAUGCUGACAGUAAAAAUAAGUAAAAUUCUUAUAUUGGGACUGUAAAUUCACUGUCCACUGCUGACCAUAGGCCUCUCCUAUAGACAAUUUUUUUAAUGGGUAUAAUUGAAAUGGUAACCCCGCCUGCGCUAUUGGUAUACGCUGGCGGGGUACCAGUAAGAGGUGAUAGGUGAAGAUGAAAGCAGGUCAGGUCAAGUCAACCCAUCGUGUAGAAUUCCGUAAGAAUUAACCAUGUCGGCUUCCAGGGGGAUCCGCGUGGAGGUCGACCUGAUAGGGUGUAUUGCUAGCAAUGGGACUGUUAGAUCCCAUUCCUAACAAUCCCUUCCUCCCUCCCUAUAGAUUGCCAGAAGGAACAGUCCUAAGCUACGCGCAUUUAUUGACUGCUUGUAAUAACCUUUGUGGUUGUCACUCAAUUAAGUAAAGAUCGUUUUAAAUAAUAAUGAACAAACGUUUAGUAAUAAAGUUAAACAACCUAGCUCCUUAAUUGACAUAAAUGUUUCGUGAAACAAAAUGUUCUAUGUAUACAUGGCGUUUAGAAAAUAUAUACUUAAUAGGAUAAUUUUUUUUUCUCCAUUAUUUACUUUUAUCAAUGUUAUUUUGUUCACGAAUUAUGAUACAAAUGGAAAAUAUUGCGAAUAUUUUAAAUUCUGUGAUGCGAAUUAUUUUAUAUGUACAUAAAUGUAAUCUUUAUUCUUGAAUAUUUAGGUAAUUGUUCUUAUAUUUUUAUUUAUUUGAUUUUAGUUGUAAGAUUAUUAUUUAUUUGGAAUUGACAUAUUAUUUAUUGUUUCAUAUCAAUAAGUAAGUUGAAUAAUGAAUGUUAUUUAUUAGUAAGUGGGUCGGUUCUGAUGCAAUAUUUCUUUAUAAUUAUCUCUAAUAAUGUGAUGUCGCAGGGAAAUCUUCAUUGCAAUGACCAAUAUGAACUAAUUGUCUAAUAUAUAGAUGUAUUAGACAAUUGUUAUUUUAAAUUAUAUCUAUAUAUAGUAAAAUAUAAUUUUAAUUUUUGCUUAGUAAUUUUGGGAAACAUUAGAUUUGUAAGUGGAGAGAUAAUUUUUGAGAAGUUAUUUCUCAGAAUUGGCCCUAGUGUCUGUAAAUGUCUACAUGAAUGUAGCUGGCUUAAAACAACAAUAAAAACAAAUUCUAUUUGAUAACAUGUUUAUUUUUUAGAUACAAAAAUAUAAAUUCCUUCUGUUUUAUACUAAGAUAUAGAUAGCUAUAAAGUUUUAACAAAAAAUUUAAGAUAAUAGUGAGUAAUAAUAACAAAAAGUAAAGUAUGAAAAACAAAAUAUCAUAACUCGAUAAUAAAAUCACACUAACUGGAUUUACACAGUCACUAGCAAAUCAUAGAAAAUAUGACUAUGAUUCUUGUCGAAUCCUUUAUACUAUCAAUCAAUAAAUCCUUUAUACAAUCAAUAUACAAAACAUGUAGAUAUAGCAAAUGGUACCGACUGGGUACUAGUAGUAUACUCGAAUCGAUUUACUGAUUUUAUAUCGAUUUACUGAUUGUAUUGAUAUUUUUAAUGCUCAAAUAAUCGUCAAUAAUUAUAUAUUUUAAAAAUAUUUUUAAAACAAUGUUUGUGUCUGACAUUUUUUUAAAUUUCUUGAUUUAACAUUAUUUUUGUGUUUUACAA
Messenger RNA from Galleria mellonella (greater wax moth), 2165 nucleotides. It is a transcript of the gene Sdhaf3, whose product is annotated as succinate dehydrogenase assembly factor 3, mitochondrial. NCBI's taxonomy places the organism in Eukaryota, Metazoa, Arthropoda, Insecta, Lepidoptera, Pyralidae. The record is from RefSeq and is a predicted model, not a curated record. The transcript is spliced from 3 exons. Gene Ontology annotation, biological process: mitochondrial respiratory chain complex II assembly; succinate metabolic process. The coding region runs from base 162 to 560 and encodes 132 amino acids. Gene Ontology annotation, cellular component: mitochondrial intermembrane space; mitochondrion.